This is a messenger RNA of Momordica charantia (bitter melon), 2742 nucleotides long. Its product is annotated as Protein kinase superfamily protein. Gene Ontology annotation, molecular function: ATP binding; protein kinase activity. Gene Ontology annotation, biological process: protein phosphorylation. The record is from RefSeq and is a predicted model, not a curated record. Lineage: Eukaryota; Viridiplantae; Streptophyta; Magnoliopsida; Cucurbitales; Cucurbitaceae.
CAUUUUCAUUUCCCCUUCUGACAUUAUUAUUUAUUUCCAUGGUUUUUUCUUUCAAAAUUAAAAAAGUCUGAUGAUUUUUCCCUGCAAAAAUACUCUCUCUUUAGUCAAAAGCACAUUGGAUUUGGGACCCUCCACCAUCACUCUUCAUUUCCUAAUCACGGAUUCACCCAUUAUUAUAAUCCCACAACCCCCCAAAAUUCAACUGUUCGAACACGAAUCCCUGUCAAGUUUGUGAAUUAUCCAACUCUACAGCAAAAACCCAACUCCAUGAACUCACAAUUGAGAGGGAAAUUUUCGUUAAAAUUGGAAACAGGACGAUGAAAUGAGGUGCCAGUCUUCGAUUUCUCUGUUUUUAUACCAUCAAAUCCAAUUUUCUAGGAGACCCAUUUGCACAAACCACUGAAAAAUGCCCUCUAGACCUCUAGCUUCCAGCCCCGCCGCCGCCGCUGCCGGAGACUCGCCGCCGGUUUUCUUGUCCAGAACGAAGGUCUUGUUCUUGGCCCUUACCAUCUCCGCCUCCGUCGUCAUCUUCUUCUCCCUCCUCUAUUUCCUGUACCAUCUCUGGCAUUCCUUUGUCGACCGAGCCAAAACCCUUCCCUUCGAUUCCAGUGCUCCUCUCAAGCUCCAUCGAUUCUCUUACAGAGAACUCAAAAGGGCCACCAACCAUUUCGAUUCCGCCAACAUAAUCGGCAAGGGGGGCUCCGGGACUGUGUUCAGAGGAGUCUUGAGAGAUGGGAAAUCGAUCGCCAUUAAGCGAUUGGACUCGAUUUCUCUCGAAACAGAGAGAGAGUUCCAAAACGAAUUGCAGAUUCUUGGUGGGUUGAGAUCCCCAUUUUUGGUGACCCUUUUGGGGUACUGCGUCGAGAAGAACAAACGAGUCCUCGUUUAUGAGUAUAUGCCCAAUAGAAGCCUUCAGGAGUCGCUCUUCUCAGAUGGGUAUGGCGGAUUGUGCUGGGAAAGAAGGUUCGAGAUCAUUUUAGACGUUUCCAGAGCCUUGGAGUUUCUCCAUCUUGGGUGUGAUCCACCAGUCAUCCAUGGCGAUAUCAAGCCCAGUAAUGUGCUUCUUGAUUUGGAGCACAGGGCCAAGAUUUCGGACUUUGGGUUGUCGAGAAUCAAAGUUGAAGGCGAAUUUGGGGUUGAUUUGUUCAGCCAGGAGCUGUGGAAGAGCCAAGACUAUUCUGGGACUUUGGCUACUGAAACUCCAGCCAUUGGCACUCCAGUGGAGAGCAACACUGAGGUAGAUUUUGCUCUUGCUUUGCAGGCUUCUUCUUCUUCUAAAAACAGUAGAACCUGUUAUAAUGUUAAGGCCUUGAAUCUGAAUUCUCUGAGUUAUAAUGCCAAUAUUUCAAAUGAGGGGGAUGGGAAACAGGGGAGUGGGAAAGGGAAGGAGGUUUCCAGUUUGGAUGUUAAUGGAGAUGAUUGGAGUAAUCGUUUUGUUCCUUAUGACUGUGGGAUUGAACAUGGUAAGGAGUUGAAUUCUUCGGCUUCUUUGAGUGUUGUUGGGGAUGGAGGGAAUGGUAAACAAUGGGGGAAGGAUUGGUGGUGGCGACAGGACGGGAGCGGCGAGUUGUGUAGUAAAGAUUAUGUUAUGGAGUGGAUUGGAAGCCAGAUUUACCCAACAACAAACCCUGAUUGGGAUGAGGAGAGUAAGAACAACCCUGAGAAAACCAAUUGCAAUUGUUCUGUUCCAUUGGAGAAUUUGGAUGGCGUGAACGGUGGUUCGAAGUUGUUCGAAAAUUGUCCACCUGAGUUGGACUGUAAAGAGUCGAAAACUAGGAAUAACAAGAAGAAACAGAAGAAGAUGAGGGAAUGGUGGAAGGAGGAGAACUUUGCUGAGAUAAGCAGGAAAAGCAACAAGGCAAAGAAUGUAGAGGCCGCAGCCUGCAGCAAAUGGAACAAAAGCCUACAACUGCCUCAUUUCGGUUUGGGGAAACGGUUCUACUUCCUUCGACGAAAGCGCUCAGGACAGCAGAACUCGAACCAAUCCGACCCCAACGGCGAGUUCAGCUUCAGAAGGGGUUGGAAGAAGAAGAACAGCCAAUCCAUAGGCAGUGACAUGUGUAGUGGAGAUUUGUACAGCAGAGAACUCAGCAGCACAACCAGCAUGAGAGGGACUCUUUGUUAUGUAGCACCGGAAUAUGGUGGGUGUGGAUUUCUGAUGGAGAAGGCUGAUAUAUACAGUUUGGGAGUCCUAAUCCUCGUGAUAGUCUCAGGAAGAAGACCGUUGCACGUUCUGGCAUCGCCGAUGAAGCUCGAGAAGGCAAACCUUAUAAGCUGGUGCAGGCACUUGGCACAGUCGGGGAACAUCUUGGAGCUCGUGGACGAGCGGUUGAAAGAUGAGUACAACAAGGAGCAAGCAAGUUUAUGCAUAAACUUGGCUUUAAUUUGUUUGCAGAAGAUGCCAGAAAUGAGGCCAGAAAUAGGAGAGAUUGUGAAGAUUUUGAAAGGAGAAAUGGAGCUUCCACAAAUCCCAUUUGAGUUUUCUCCUUCUCCACCUUCAAAAUGGUUCAGCAGAUCAAGAAGAAAACAGAAACUCAAUACUGAGUAGAGCCUCUGUUUUUUUUUUCUUUUUAAUAAUCAUGAGUCCGAGCUUUGCUCCCCUAUAUCCAGGGGCACUCGCGCCCACUCCAAAGUUUGGACUCGGGAGACUCAAGGAUUUUUGGUAUUAAGCUCCCCAGAAUGUUCGAAUCUUAGACCUCUAAGCCAAUAUGAUUAUGAGAACUUAAGCCCUUGUCAACUGAA